Molecule: messenger RNA, 2607 nt
Organism: Dioscorea cayenensis subsp. rotundata (Guinea yam)
Lineage: Eukaryota; Viridiplantae; Streptophyta; Magnoliopsida; Dioscoreales; Dioscoreaceae
Exons: 2
Coding region: 1-2607 (868 amino acids)
Source: RefSeq, a predicted model, not a curated record
AUGGAUUCAAUUAACUUUGUCCAGUCUUGUCGUCUAGGUCGUCGACCUGUAAGUGGUAUACCCAAGUAUGUGAUUGGGAGACAAUCUCUAUUGCAAUUAAGUAUUCUAGCUGAGGAAAAGUGUGCUAAUCGACUGCGGCUUGUUCUCCCUCUUUUGAUUGGUCGUGAGCAAGCCGGGUUUGUGUCGGAUCGGUGCUCCUUUGAUAAUAUUAUUGCGGUCCAAGAGAUAGUGCAUUCGUUGGAAACUGAUACCAAUAAUCCUCCAAGGAUGUUAAUCAAACUCGAUAUUGAGAAGGCAUAUGACACGGUAAACUGGAGUGCAAUUCUUGCUGUUUUGACCAGAAUGAACUUCCCUCCCCUCUGGAUAUCCUGGAUUUCCACUUGCCUCCGGUCUUCCUCUUUUUCAGUUUUAGUCCAUGGUAACCCUUCCCCCUGGUUUUCUUCAUCUCGUGGGGUUCGCCAGGGUGAUCCCAUUUCCUCUUAUUUGUUCAUCUUGGUUUCUCAAAUUCUCUCUAACCUUCUUAAUUUAGGUCUCUCUAAUAGCAAGAUCCCUGGUUUUAAUCCGAGUUUAGCACACAAUUUCAAUCAUCUCAUGUUUACGGAUGACCUUAUUCUUAUCACUCGUGCUUCUAGAUCCACGGCUCGCAAUAUCAUUCUCUGCUUGAAUCUUUACUCUAGCAUAUCAGGGCAGUUUCCUAACCACUCUAAAUCUCAAAUCUUUUUCCCAACUUGGUGUAACAAGCACAUUUCCAAGCGCAUCAGCUCCAUUUUAAAUAUUACUUCAGCCUCCUUUCCUUUCAUCUAUCUUGGGAUCUUAAUUUCUCCUAAUAGAAUUGCUGCUUCAGCUUUUAAUAACAUGGUUGAUCGGAUUCGUCGUACCUGUAAUAGCUGGAGUCGAUUUCAUCUUUCGCCAGCCGCCAAAACCAUUCUUAUCAAUACUUCUCUCCUCGCUGUGCCCAUUUAUACUCUAUCUGUUUAUCCUAUCCCAGAUUCCAUUCUUAAUGAGAUAUCCAGAGCUGUUCGGAAAUUCUUCUGGAGUCGGGACAGCAAUGGAAAGGGCAUCCAUAAUGUCAGUUGGAGUACAAUUAAUGAUGGUAAACCUGAGGGGGGUAUUGGUAUUAGAAACUUAUCUCUUGCUAAAUAUUCUCUCAAGGCUAAGCAUGUUUUCAAACUUUUAAAUAAUGAUAGUGCCAUUUGGGUUGAUAUUAUGCGGCUUAAAUAUGGGCAUUCCAAUUUCUGGAUGAACUCAGCUCCUGCUAGGUGUUCUUGGUUUUAUCGGAGCUUGUUUAAUGUCGCUAAUCGGAUUAAACCUUUUUGCCGAAUCGGUUCUGUUAAUCCUAUUAACACCUCCUUUGCUUGGGACCCUUGGUGUUUUGAUCUCCCCAUUGCUCGUAAACCAACAUUUAUCAAUAUGAAUGUGGAUUUGGAUAACCUUUCAGUUUCUAACUUUAUUACUGGUAAUGGCUGGGAUAUUGCUCAUCUUUGCUCCAUCUUUGGUUCUAAUUUUAACAUGCAAGUUCUGCUCUCAAAUUCCAUUGACUAUGAUUCUGGUAAUCAGUGGAUUUGGAGUCCCUCAUCCAAACAGACCACAAUAUCCUCUUCUGUCUAUCAUCACUUGAAUCACAAUUUUUCUUUGACUGAUGUGUGGAUGGGUUGGCGAUUGUUAUGGAAUCUUUCUAUUGCUCCUCGUGUGAAACAUUUCUUGUGGACUUUAUUUCAUGGCAGGUUAUCUACUUACAAUUUCCUUUAUCUUCGGAAGCUGAGGCCUAACAGUUCUUGUCCUCUUUGUACUCUGUUUCCCGAGACCAUCGAUCACCUUUUCAGCUCCUGCUCAAAGGCUCAAUUAAUCUGGUCCUAUCUUAGCUUGAGACUUGGCAUGUCCAUUCAUUUUCCCAAUGGCUUUGCCUUUGGUUCUUGGUUAACUGAUGGUUUUUACUCUAAUCACACUGUCUCUGUUAUUGCUGCCACCGCUUGGUUUUUAUGGAAAUCCCGUUGCGAUAUCAUUUUCCGCAAUGCCAAUUUGAACCCUCCCACCUUGGUAUGCAAAGCUAUUUCUCAUGUGCAGGAUCAUUUUGAAUGCAGGAAGAAUCUCCUGGGCUCUAGAUUAAUUUUGAACAACUUUACUCUUGAUGAUGAGCUCUUCCUCUUUGUUUAUGCCAGCACCAACCUGUGCUCAAUGGUGAGUUUUGUUGGAUUCUUUGUUUCCAAUGCUCAGUUUAUUGUCUCUCUUGCAGGUUGCUUCUCUCAAGUUCUUGAUGACAAUACACCGGUUUCUCUCCUCGCGCUUCGAGUGGCAUUGCAAGUGAUGCUGGAUUCCCGUCUCCCCGUCAAAAACAUCUUUGUUGAUGAUUCUGCACCCAUUGCUGUCAUUUCUAAUCCCGAUCCGGUUAUUACUUGGCGCUUUCGUCCUCUGAUUGAUUUAAUCAAGUCCCUCCUCAAUUUUCUUGGUUCUCCGGUCAUCCACAUCAUCCCUGAUUCUUGGAUGAUGCCUGCUGCUUCUCUUGCCACACUCGGUUUCAACGAUCCAGCCCUCAACCUCUUCUUGUUUGGAAGAGAUUUGCCACAUUGGUUAAUGAGAUGUUUUCAUGAUUCAGGAUUUAUCUUUUAA